Homarus americanus (American lobster) is the source of this 1788-nucleotide messenger RNA. RefSeq names its product zinc finger protein OZF-like. Gene Ontology annotation, molecular function: DNA-binding transcription factor activity, RNA polymerase II-specific; RNA polymerase II cis-regulatory region sequence-specific DNA binding. The record is from RefSeq and is a predicted model, not a curated record. NCBI's taxonomy places the organism in Eukaryota, Metazoa, Arthropoda, Malacostraca, Decapoda, Nephropidae. Gene Ontology annotation, biological process: regulation of transcription by RNA polymerase II. The transcript has a single exon. Gene Ontology annotation, cellular component: nucleus. The coding region runs from base 248 to 1786 and encodes 512 amino acids.
AGUUGUGUCAUAGCAAUACUUAAGAAAUGUUGUUAUUGAUGUUUGUAUAAAAUCUAAUGCUUGUGGACAUACAAUGGAGGGUCAGCUGAAGUGUACCACAUCAUCAGCAGCAGUAGACAAUGUUAAUGAUUCAGAACUAGUUACUGAUUCCAAACAUGGGGAAACGUUUUGUGAAGCAAAAGUUUUGAAGAACUUUGUAUGUGGUGAUCAGAUUCAAGAAAAGUAGCAACUUGUAAUUUAAAAAAAAAUGGAAAGUAGCAAGAGGAAUGAAUCCACUUUCCUUAAAAGUUCUUUGGAUGGUGAUGUAAGUGACUCCACAAUCAGAAGAUCUCAAAAUAGUGACUUGAAUAAUACAGAAGCCUUUGCAUGUUCUGUCUGUGGAAAAGAAUUCAAGCUUGAAACAAGUUUAAUGAAGCAUACUUGGUUACAUACUGGAAAACAACCUUUUGCCUGUUCAGUAUGUAACAAAAGGUUUGCAGAGAAUGGCAACCUUACAAAACAUAUGAGAAUACAUACAGGAGAAAAGCCAUAUUUAUGUAAAGUAUGUGGCAAAAGAUUUACACAACGUUCUAGUUUGUUGUAUCACUCACGAACUCAUACUGGAGAAAAACCACACCAAUGUGAUAUUUGCAGGAAAAAGUUUUUGUCCACAUCUGGUCUAAGCAGUCACAAAAUAACACAUUUAACAACGAAACCGUAUUCGUGUGAAAUAUGCGGCAAUGUCUUCUCAAGAAAAAAUUACCUGGGUUUGCAUAGGAUGGUUCAUACAGGAGAAAAACCUCACGAAUGUAUGGAGUGUGGGAAACUUUUUACGCAGAAGGGUAAACUAACGAGUCACACUAAACUGCAUACCGGUGAUCGGAAAUAUAAAUGCGAAGAAUGUGGUAAAGCUUUUGUUUUAAAUUGUCAGCUCAAAAGACAUGUUCGAAUUCAUAGUGGUGAUCUUCCUUACCAAUGUGAAAUGUGUGGGAAGAGAUUCUUGCACAGGACUAGUAUUGUUGAACAUAUUAAAACUCACACAAACGAAAAGCCACAUGCUUGCAAAGUUUGUGGUAAAAAGUUUAAAAAUAAAGGUGGAGCAACAAUACACAUGUCAUCACAUUCACAGGAGAAGCCUUUUGAGUGUGAGGAGUGUGGGAAGAAAUUUACUUUGAAGACCAACCUUAACCAUCACUUAAAGAUUCAUGAAGGAAUCAAAGAUUUUGUCUGUGAUAUAUGUGGACAGAAAUUUAUUUUCAAAAAUAGACUUGAUCAUCAUAUGAGAAUGCACAGAGGUGAAAAGGAUUAUGUAUGCAAAAUAUGUGGUAAAGGCUAUUCCUGGAAACCAAGUUUUAUUCAACAUAUGAAAAGGCACUCUAUCAAGCUAAUCAGGGAAACUGAAGAUUCACCAGAAAAUGAUAAAAAGAAUUCCUUACUCCACGAACAAAAUACACCAGUUGACUUUGAAUUUGUAGAGUGUGGGGCCACAGAUUCAGCAAGUGAAGGUGGCAAAUGUGAGGAUGAAGUUAGUCCAAUUUCUGAAAUGAAAGAGGGGUUGAAUCUUGAUUCCCUUUGUCCAGUGACAAAGGACCUCACUUGCUACCCUACCGAUACGGAUGUAAAGGAAAGUAAAAUGAACCCGUGUUUAUCUGUAAUAACCGUCGGGGAGUCGAGAGAAAUUGGAUUGAAAAAUAACUGGGAAUUGCCAUCACAUUCAAAUACCAGCCAUAGUCCCAUAAAGAAAGAAUCAGUGGAUGUAGCAUCUAUCAAAGAGGAAGUUCUGACUUGGGAAGAAUUGGACCAGUAAUA